Messenger RNA from Fusarium venenatum, 357 nucleotides. Its product is annotated as killer toxin. Gene Ontology annotation, cellular component: extracellular region. NCBI's taxonomy places the organism in Eukaryota, Fungi, Ascomycota, Sordariomycetes, Hypocreales, Nectriaceae. The record is from RefSeq and is a predicted model, not a curated record.
AUGUAUCACGCUACCGUUUUCCAAGGCAUGCUCAUUGCAUUCUCGCUCGUCUCGUCGACUUCAGCUCUUGGGAUCAACUGUCGCGGCUCUUCAAACUGCAACACUUUUGGAAACAACCAAGUGGCCAUUGAGCUGACUCACGCUAUUGAUGGCAUUGACCCGAAUCGCUGGUACAACAACAGCGAGCUUGUUGCCUGUGUUGGCACUGGUGCCCCAAUCACGGGUAAUGGAGCGUUCUGUGCCUUUUUGCAGGGAACCGGCGGUGCUCCUGGUCGCAACAUCAAGGGUCUAGCUCAUUUUAUUCCAGACCAUGGGCAUGUCCCCUCAACCCCCCAUCGACAAGGCUUGCUAUCCUAA